AGCGAAGUAUAAAAGUUGUCGUCGCCGACUCGCCGCCAACUAUUCCGAUUCUGACAUCGUCGAUCCAGUAUCGUUCCGGUCGCAAAUCGCGCGAGCUGUCGACGCGGCCGAUCUAAAUUGCGAAAAAAAAUUCGUUCGUGUCGAAGAAAAACUCGAAAUCGCACCUGACGAACAUCUGUUCGCAAACCGUCGAGCAGGUGAGGCGAACUCGGCGUGAGAGAUUCUCGGCGACCUGCGUGCGAGAAGGAAAAUCGGGGAUGCCGAUGUGCGCCUGUGAGAACAGGACUCUGGACGAGUCGGAGGAACACGUUUGUUCGCCAAAAUCGCAGCCAGAUGGGAACAAGAUCAAGGAGACCAGAGAAUGCGCCAGUUCGGUUAGGUACAUCGAUGGCUCGGUACGACUGCGAAAUCCCAACAUCGAGCUCAUGGAUCAAGACAUACUGUAUCACCUCGCUCUCGGCAGCGGCUCCCAUGAUCUUGUUGAGAUGUUCGGCGACGUCAAGUUUGUCUGUAUGGGCGGGACGCCGAAAAGAAUGGAAAACUUUGCAAACUUCAUUAUGAAGGAGAUAGGUCACAAGUUGCCGGUCGGAACGACUCUUCUCGACAUCACCAAGAACUCUUACCGCUACUCGAUGUACAAAGUUGGCCCCGUUCUCUCCAUCAGCCACGGAAUGGGCGUACCCUCGGUCAGCAUCUUGCUCCACGAAAUUAUCAAGCUAAUGUACCACGCGAAAGUCAAGGAUCCGAUUUUCUUCAGGAUCGGCACCUGCGGCGGUAUUGGCUACGAAGGCGGCACGGUCGUCAUUUCGGAAGAAGCCGUGGACGAAUCGAUGAAAUCCUACAUGGAACUGAUAGUGCUCGGAAAGCCGAUCCGCAGGCCGGCCAAACUGGAUCGGCAGCUAGCUCGCGAUCUGAGGGCCCUGGCGCACCGUGACGAUCCUUACGACACCGUGAUCGGCAAGACCAUGUGCUCCAACGACUUCUACGAGGGCCAGGGCCGCCUGGACGGCGCGUUCUGCGAAUUCACAGAGGCCGACAAGAUGGAUUAUCUCACCAAGCUGCAGAAAGCUGGCGUGGUAAACAUUGAGAUGGAGAGCAUCUGCUUCGCCGCGCUGACGCAUCACGCCGGAAUACAGUCGGCAGUGGUGUGCGUAACUCUAUUGGAUAGACUCAAAGGCGACCAGGUUCUGGCGCCCAAAGAGGUUCUCGAGGAGUGGCAAAUGCGACCGCAGCAGUUGGUCGCUCGCUACAUCAUCAAAUACCUUCAGCGAAAGGGUCGUCUCUCUCUGGAAGGACACGGCUCCAUGUACGUGAAGAGUCCGCGCCGGUUCAAACUGGUGCAGCAGGAGUCCGAGAAUUAUGACUAAAGUUGCAAUCGGACGUCCGUUUGAAGAUCUCUCGAGCUCGCGGAUCCGCGAUCGGACACACCUGUGGCUCGACGUCUGCGGGAUCGGCGGCGAUCACUUAAUUUUAACGGCGCACAAACUGGAUAUUUCCAUUUACUCGCGUGACAAGUUAUUCGGCGGCUUAUCCGCGGUAAAUGGUGUAUAUUUGACUUAAACUAAAGAGGAUGUGUGCGAAGAAAAGAAUUGUUUUUGUUUUUAAACAUGAAAGCAGAUACAAACAAUCUAAAUAUUUUACGCCCCCGAUAGAGUAUUUUCAACGUUUAGAGAAAACACAAAGUAAGUAAUGUUAAAAAUUACAUACAAGAGUGUUCAUGUGUAUGCUUACAUGUUCAAAAGUUUAUUUCUUUAUUUAUGAAAGUCUGUUGUCGGACAACAUCUUAAUAUAUUGUUGUUCGGAAAGUUUGUGUGACGAUUUUCAGUAGAUAGCGUUUCUGUAAAUCGGCAACAUGUCCGAAACAUGUACACGAGACAUCGCGUGCAAACGUUAAAAACAUCAAACAACACACCAUACAUUUACACAAACUAAAUUAUACUAUUUAGUAAAAUAAACCUUUAAAUGUCGUUCAAAAACGCUACGUACUUUCCGAACAAUCCAAUAUAAUUGCGCAGUUUUUAAUUUUUUCUUGCAUUUUAUUUGUAAAUCUAAUUGUAACCAGAAUUAUCUUAUUAUCUAGUUUGACUGUACAUGUAAGAACGCUUUGAUUUCCGAAAACUCGCAAGAUUUUACAAUCUAUGAUACACUGUAUAAUGAUAUACUGAGAGGCGACCAUCAAAAAAAAUUUAACCGCUUGUUUUGCGCGGUGACUCAAGUACAAAAACAUAGAAACAAACUUACGAACUGCGCUCGAGCGAGAAAACUGUACGCGUAUUUUUUUUUGUUUUUUUUUUUUUUGUUUUUUUUACAACAUAUCUUUUGUCGGUUGCGUAAUUUUCGAUCAUUAAUCGUGAUUAGAAAAAUAUCGUUUGAUCUACAAUGUUAAAAUUUACGUGUGUGUAAAUUUUAACAAAAAAACUUUACUCUUUUAAAACUUAAUCCCUCCGUCUGCAUAAUGGAAAUUUCAGUCCCCAAAGAAAAGCCCGAUUUUUCCUUCGCAUUUACCUUCGAAUUUUUAUUUUUCUUGCAAAAAGAUUUUAAUAUUUCGCUUAAGUGUCGCUUCUAUAUUUCAGUAAAAAUCGUAUAAAGUGUCUCAGAAUUUUCUAAGAGUUUUUUAAAGCCUACAACAGUAAGAAAAUCUAGAUCUAGGUUUCUCAGAUUCGGUUGUGCAAACGGCGUUAGUAAAACAACACAUUGCAGAUGGAGGAUUAAAUUAAUAUUUGAAUGUUUCUUUGAAUUUUGUGUUUUUUGUUUUUUCCUACUAAUAUUUUUUCCGGAAAAUGAGAGUUACGACGAUUAUUUCGUAAAAUGUUUAGGGAUCUAAUAUCGAGAAAUCAUAAACGAAAAAAAAUCCGCUAACGGACCUAUUAUCGCGGUUUAUUAUCACAUGGUUUGCGAGAACAACAGUUUUCCGAAGGAAAAAUUGUAAAUUUAGCGCGCGCGAUGAGGCGUGUUUAUGUGUUAGUUAGCACUUUUAGCAAGUUCGGUGUAGCACAUUCCAUAUAUAUAUAUAUAUAUAUACACACACACACAUAUACGUAUAUAAAUACACAUACACGUACAGAUAUAUAUGUAUGUCUAUACAUAUAUAGAGUAUGUAUAAUAUAGUCAAACAACUAGCGUGUUUCGUUCAAUUGUUAUUUAUGUAACGUGGGCGACAGUUAUAUGCAUAUAUAUGCGUAAGCUUCGAGAAAACGCUCCCAUGACACUUGCAAGUGUACACAUAGAAUGGAUUAACAAACACUAUAUAAACAUAAAUUUCAAAAAAGAUCGUCUCCUGAAAAAUUACAACUUUUGUACAACCAUUCAAAAAUAAGUGGGAAGUGCCAAAGAAAGAUUUAGAAAAGAGAACAAUUUGUCAUUUUUAUACCGACGUUUUGUGGACAUUUCAAUUCACUUACCAGAAAUCAAGCUGCUCUUGAUGAAGCAAUCCCUGGUGGAGUAUAAAUGUCCGCGAAACGUCGAUAUAAAAUGACACAAAUUUUCAGGAAUAUUUAAUACGACGUUUCGUGAACAUUUUAAUUCACUUCGUUAGAGUUCAAAAUCAGUGUCAAGUGGACUGCUAUCAAGGAAACUGAAAUAUUCACGAAACGUCGGUAAACAAAUGACUAACGCGGUACGAGCUCAAAAUCUUCUCAGGAAUUCUUGUAACGUAAACGUAAAAUAUUACAUUAUUAAAAAUUCUAUUGUAAUGUGUAGUGUUAUUGGAGCGAAAGAAGAUAACCAUAAAAAUAAAACACGGAUUUUGAUUACAUCCUCUGUAUCAGUAUACUACGAUAGCGAGAUAGAAUAAAAAAAAAAAAAAACCACCGAUUUGUCACAACUUGUUAUCCGGAAAACCAUGUAUUGUACUGCCACGUUGAUGUUUUUAAAAUAUUCCGAAUCAUUGGACAACAUAUCACAAUACAAAACAAUCAUAUAAUUUCGUACGACGUUUGCCGUUGAGAGGAUGCUGAAGCGACAAGUCAAACUCAGAUUUGACAGCCGCUCAGCCGCUACGCUGUCCAAGUAAGUAAGCGCCUUCUAGUUGGACCAAAAAGAAUGGAUGAUAUAAUAGAGAUAGGGUUAGACAUAUGUGUCUUUCCAGCGGUUCUGCUAAAACCGUACUAAUUCUAGUUUUCGAAACUCUUGUUUCUUACAAAUUUCAAAGUCAUUUUCUGAAAGACACAUAUGUUUAACCUUGUCUUUAUUAUGUCAUCUAUUCUUUUCCGACUAGAGAGCGCUACUUACUGGACAGCGGUAGCGGCUCAGCGGCUGUCAAAUCCGAGUUUGACUUGUCGCUUCGGCAUCCCCUUAAACGCGAAUUUAAUUCUUUGAUCUUUGUGUGUAUUACACUAAAAAAAAAAAAAAAAAAAGACACGGACCAA
Pseudomyrmex gracilis is the source of this 4367-nucleotide messenger RNA. RefSeq names its product uridine phosphorylase 1. The transcript is spliced from 6 exons. Gene Ontology annotation, biological process: nucleotide catabolic process; uridine catabolic process. Gene Ontology annotation, cellular component: cytoplasm; cytosol. Gene Ontology annotation, molecular function: uridine phosphorylase activity. NCBI's taxonomy places the organism in Eukaryota, Metazoa, Arthropoda, Insecta, Hymenoptera, Formicidae. The record is from RefSeq and is a predicted model, not a curated record. Bases 258 to 1367 code for a protein of 369 amino acids.